AAUAUGAGUAGAAGAAGACAACCCUGGAAGCAGCAUUUAUUUGUGGGUUUUUCGGUGUCGUUAGAGGAGAGCUAACUUCUCCAAUGUUUCUACAUUAGCAAACAAAUGUAUAAAUGAUAUAAAAUACACUUUAGAGAUCCAUAAAUUAUUGAUGUUGGCGGCGCUGGUGGAGGAGAAACAUGCGGAAGAGGAAUUCAGACGAGUCCAGACGGUGAUAACAGAGGACUGUAGUAACGUCAGGUUUGUUAACGUGUUACUGUUGUUAGGGAAUAACUUUGAACAUUUGAACGCAUUUUUCUUCAAACAUAUACAUAUCAGAAGGCUUAUCUCUCUUAUGUAUUAAAACAUUACGCAUAUUUAUAUGUUUUCUGUUCAAAAUGAAAGUAAGUUUGUCUACAAAAAGGAGACUGGAACCGGCUUUAGUCUGAAAAGUUCAUGUUAUAUCCAGUUUUCUCUUAUUUUACAGCUUUGCACACAUACAUGCAAAAAGGAGACUAUAUUUAUAAUAAAUAUAUUUAUAAAGCGUUAUAGAGAUAGGCGUCAAGUAAAGUGUUACUGAGUGUUUUUUUUCUCUGUACUCCUAUGAGUCGAGCGGUCCUCUCAUCCAGGGCAUUUCAUUGCACUGUUGACCUUGUCUAACAUUAACAUGACAAAUCUUGAGUGUUCUUGAUUCCCCUGUAUAAGAAUUUACUCACCCUGUUUUUCUUUCUUUAAAUGUUUUCUUUCAUUUUCCUUUCAGUGAGACUCUCUGCAUCAAGCUUAUAGACAGACAUUUCAUCCGAGCAACAGAGCUGUGAGAUCCAGAAAACCUCAAAUCUGCAGCAGGUAAAAGUCAAGAACAUCCAUGGUAUACUCUCACAUCUUCAUCGAGCAGAAAUGGCAGAAAAAACACCCUCAACUGAAGUGGAAACUAACUGUUUUCAAGUGAAGAAAGAAGAAAAUGAUUCAGAUGAAGAAAUGGACGUGAAACCAUUUUAUGGGAGUCAUCCAGAAGGUAGAACGAUGAGCAUCAAGGUUGAGAGGGAUGACGGUGAGAGUGAGGAAGACUGGGGGGAAAGUGAAGGAACUGGCAGUGAUGACAGUACUGAUGACACCGAUGAUACUGAUGAUGAUGAAGACAUGGAGACGAAUGAUGGAGCAGCUGCACAAACUCACAAAUCAAAUGGAGCCCAAGCUGCUCCAAACAAAGGUCUGUAUCAGCAGAAGUACAGCUGUAAAGUGUGCGGCAGGUCUUUCUGUUUCAAAGCCCUGCUCAUAAAUCAUGUGAAAAAUGAAGAGAAGGAUUCAGAUCUUUGUGGAGUGUGUGGCAAACGGUUUGAGUCUAAAGAGAGUUUGACCCUCCACCUGCAAAUCUACGUCUCAACAAACGACUGUGAAGUUUGUCUCAGACGAUUUGACACCCCGAAAAUCCUGGAGAUGCACAUGAUGAGGCACACCGGAGAGAAACCGCACGUCUGCAGCGUCUGUGGGGGGGCCUUUAACCAGAAAGCCGCCCUGAAGAGACACAUGAGCUCUCACAGGAAGGAGAAGCUGUACGUCUGCAGCGCUUGUGGUCAGAGUUUCAAGCCGACUCUGAGCUCCGAACAGAAUCCAAAGCUGUGCGGAGUCUGUAGCGAACAUCUGGACUCCGAUGAGAGCUUUAGGAUGCACUUGGAAGUGAACUACAAAGAAAACACAAGCAGGGAUCAAACAGAGGACUCGCAGACGUUAAGCUCGAAUGCUGAGAGCAAGGAUUGGGGGAAAGGUGGCAGUGAUGAUGGUGAAAACAUGAACUUGAUGUAUUGCUGUAAGGUGUGCGGGAGGUCUUUCGGCCAGAGAGCCUGGUUCUGGAAGCACGUGACAGAAAACGAGAAGGGUACAGAUAUUUGUGGAGUGUGCGGGAAACGGUUCGAGUCCGAAGAAAGCUUAAGGCUCCACCUGCAAACCUACAUCCCAACAAAAGCCUGCAAAGUCUGCGGGAAAAGAUUCGACUGCUUAUAUCGGCUUGACAUACACAUGAGGACGCACACCGGAGAGAAACCGUACGUCUGCUCCUGCGGGAAAGCUUUCGCCAUAAAGGGGGGCUUGAAGAGACAUAUGCAGAUCCAUACAAGGACGAAGCUUUACGUCUGCAUCAUGUGCGGUCAGAGCUUCAGACAGACUCAGGGUUUUAAACAGCGCCCUCUACUGUGUGGAGCCUGUGGAAAAGAUGCAGAAAGUGGUGAGAGAUCGGAGGUGCAUACGGUAAAAGAAGAAAACACACAUACUGACGCUGAGAGCAAAGCAUGCGAUAGUGAUGAGGAGGGGAUGGAGAGUGAACCUUCUGAAGGUGAAGCUCAAGGGUCAGACAAACCACAUCUAAAGUACAGCUGUAAAGUGUGCGGGAGGUCGUUCUGCCACAGAGCCUGGUUCUUGAAGCACGUGACAGAAACUGAGAAGGAUAAAGACAUCUGUGGUGUCUGCGGGAAGCACUUUGAGUCUGAGGAGAGCUUAAGGCUUCACCUGCAAACAUACGUCCCGACGAAGGAUUGCAAAGUUUGUGGAAAGCAGUUAAGCCACCCGGCUCUGCUGGAGACCCACAUGAGGACUCACACCGGGGAGAAGCCGUAUGUCUGCAGCGUCUGCGGAAAAGCCUUCUCAGGGAACAGGAAUCUGAUGAAGCACAUGCAGACCCACACAGAGGAAAAGCCGUAUGACUGCAGAGUGUGCGGACAGAGCUUUAGAUAUAAAGAGUAUUUAGGGAUUCACAUGAGAACCCACACGGGUGAGAGGCCGUUUCCCUGCAGCGUCUGCGAGAAACGAUUUGGACACAGAGGGGCUUUGAAAACACACAUGCGGCUCCACACGGGAGAGUUCAGGCACCACUGCCUUGUGUGCGGCAAGAAGUUCAACAUGAGCAGCGCGCUGAAAAUCCACAUGAGGUCCCACACGGGGGAGAGGCCGUUUGUGUGCGACGUCUGCGGGAAGAGCUUCAAGGCCCGCAGUGUGCUCAAAACACACACAGAAACGCACAAAGGCGGGAUAACCACCGCUGCAACAUCUGUAGCUAAAAGUGAAGAAACACAGUGAGACUCAGAGAGAUGGAUCAUGAGUGGAGAGAACUUUACACACUGUAGAAAGAGUGAAAAUCAUGUGAGGGAGAAUAGGAGAUUUUUAAAGUCAUUAUGCAGGAUAAAAACAGGAUGUAAAUAUCCAGAUAUCAUGAAACAACAAAAUUCACACCAACAAACCUACAAAGACUUGCUGAAGGAUUUUACAAUGAUACAAAGAUGCUGUAUUACUCUGUACAUCAUGUCAAUUGCAUGUUAAAGUCUGAUUACAUUCCCAAAAUACAACAUUAAAAAUUAAAACUUAAGAAUGGAAAGAAAAUAUAUAUAUAUAUUACUUUGUAAGUUCAGAUUUUUUCUAUUUUGAUUCCACUGUUUGUCCUCGUUUGCCAAUAUACAGGUCACAUAAAUGGUGCUAAAAUAUCCUGUUCUGACAAUAAACGCAGGAAAUCUGUCA
This is a messenger RNA of Xyrichtys novacula (pearly razorfish), 3483 nucleotides long. The record is from the annotation of a GenBank genome assembly. Lineage: Eukaryota; Metazoa; Chordata; Actinopteri; Labriformes; Labridae.